Molecule: messenger RNA, 1447 nt
Organism: Lytechinus pictus (painted urchin)
Lineage: Eukaryota; Metazoa; Echinodermata; Echinoidea; Temnopleuroida; Toxopneustidae
Product: BLOC-1-related complex subunit 7-like
Exons: 5
Coding region: 168-461 (97 amino acids)
Cellular component (GO): BORC complex
Source: RefSeq, a predicted model, not a curated record
AGAUCCACCGACGACGCGACUGCCGACUGGUACGGUAGGUGUGUCGAUCGUCGGUGCAGCGCUAUUGUUAAGACCAGAGGCAGAGCGCUGGAAAAAACAGUGUAAGAAAGACGUUUUUCGGUGAAAACGAUAUUGAAAUUUAUCGUUUCAGCUGUUUCGCAAAUAUCAUGACAAUGCAACCACACAAUAUGGAUCCGAGGCUUCCUUUGAAAAUUCAAGAAAAUGUAACGGAUUUAGGAUCUCUUGCCCGACAAGUGUUGAGAAGCUCAAAAUCCAGUGAAAUGUUGCUUCAUGCGGCCAAGAAUUUUGCUUCGCAGGAAGGAACAGUGGAGAGCUCAUUACAGACACUCAAGAAAAUGGAUAUAUUAGCAUCCCAUUUGAGGUUUCAGGCAGAGGCGAUUGAAAGAAAUGUUGAAGUGAUGGAUAAUCUUCAAGAUCAAUUGAGCACACUCCAAAGGUGACAAUCAACCAAUCAGGAUUCUCCAGAGACCCAGUCAUCUGGGACGUCACCUCCGCAAGUUACUUGAGAUUGUCGUAUCAUGGAAACAGCUGCAUAGGAACUCUCUGAAUGCUCAUGGAGUCUAAUGUCGUUUAGGUUUCUACAUCCAUUUGCGGCUAUUGUGAAGCUCAAGUUGGUUUUCAUGUCCAAAAGGAGCUUUUUACUUGAAGUCUGGUUUGAACUGUGUAACUUGCUUACCGCUACUGUGUUUCAUAUUUUUACUGAAGAACAGAGUUGUGAAGUUCAAGUUGGUUUUCAUGUCCAACCAAAAUGAGCUUGUAAUUUGAAGUCUCGUUUUAACUGUGUAACUUGGUACUUUGUGGGGUGUUUGAGAAUCAGAUGGCUUUCAGUUUUGCUUGUGAGAAGAUAUGAACUAAAAUGAUCUUUCAUUAAAAAAAAAGGAACAUGAUCAAUCGACGUCAAGAACGUUUGUUGCACUGGUACUCCAGUAUAAAGGCACCAAACGCAGAGAAUCAGUGCUGCAUCCAAUUCCUCUUUUAAAAGUUUAUUCAACAAACUUUGUGGAAGGAAAUAUUUUCCCUCACAGAUGAUAUGGCAAAAGAUUGUCGGUAGAUUUUUUUUAAAUCAGAUGAUCUUGAAUUCAUAUAGGAUCAUUAGUCUUUGUAGAUGAAUAAUGUUGAUUGAUGGUAUCAUGUUACAUGAAGGUGAUGGUUUAUGUACAUUAUAACCAUACAUCCCAUGCAGAUGAACAUCACAAUGCAAAAGUUUAAAUGAUCAAAAUGCAUUUAUUUAUUUCUUAUCAAGUGUCAAUACUUUCCAUCAAUAUCCUGAACAAUCAUAAAAAAAAAAAGAUUUACAUGUUAUUUAAGUAUAAAACAUAUUUCUUCAACAUUUGUGUAUGCGUAAUGGUGACAAAAAGACUUUCAUUAAAAAAACAACCUCUGGCAACAGUACAUUUAUAUGAUUUAGUUAUGAUAUGCACCUCCC